AUGAAUUCUAUGCCUCCAUCUGUUGUUUCUAACUUAAUGCGGCAACCUAUUCAUCAUUUACAUAUGUAUGCGCAGAACUUACCUAGCAUACUGAAUCUUGCUCCGUAUUUGUCACUAAAGUCAAUUAAACUCAGGAUCCAAUCGCAAGGAAAUUCAAAUGCAGAGGUUUUAAGACUAUCUGUGCACCUACUUGAUGACAUUUGCUUAUCGCGUCUUAUUGUGCCCUUCACUGAGCUAAUAAAAGCUGGUGGUGGCUCUUCUACUGCAUCCAUAGGUGCAAGCAGUGCCACUGGUGGUAGUCGGGGAACAGGAGUUAUUGGUUCUGCUUCUGUUGCAACUGCGACUUGUGUUUUUAUUCACCAUUUGGCUACGGCGAAUGCGAGUGCUUUGGCUAUUUCUCCUAAGACAAAUACAUGCUUGAGAUGUGCGACUUCCAAAUCACAAACUACAUCGAAUGGUCUAGAUAACCCAACUUCAUCUCCAGUUCACAAAAUGCACAACUCACCACCUAGCUCAUCCCACUCAUCACCUUCUUCUUUAUAUGGUGUGUCUCCUCCAACUCCUCCAACUGGUUCUGUUAAUGAAGUUAAUUCCGGCGCAACAGACAUAUCUACCUCUGGAAGUCGAUCUCGUGCUAUGCUUCAUGUUCAAAAGCAUACUUCACUGACGAAUGGAUCGGCUUGCUCACCCGAUGGAAUGGGACUUUCCUCUACAGUUUCGGCAACUCAGCUGAAUUCUACGUGCUGUAAUUCCACAGUUGGAGGUUUUGCUUCUGUGGCUCCCCACACUGGAAAACUCUUGGUAGCAUUGCUGUCAGCUCCUCCUGGGGCUUGUCGUCAUCCGAACUCAUCUGGGAAGAUUGUUCAAGAAGAGAUGGCUUGA
Trichobilharzia regenti is the source of this 882-nucleotide messenger RNA. The record is from the annotation of a GenBank genome assembly. NCBI's taxonomy places the organism in Eukaryota, Metazoa, Platyhelminthes, Trematoda, Strigeidida, Schistosomatidae.